AUGACGCGCACCCGGCUGAGCUCUCGUCCCCCUCCGUCCGCCGCCGCCCACGAGAACGACACGUACCCGCUGUUCCCGGUUUACCGCCGAUGCCGCAAGGAAGACGACAUCAGCAGGUGCAUCGACAUGCUCCACGAGAAGCGGCACGCCGUGCGGGAGGCCGGCCUGCAGGGCCUCGUCGGCAUCCUCAAGAGGGGCCUCGACCCCGUCGAAUCGAUGGCGUUGCAGGCGGCGACCGCGGUGGCCGCCAUCGACUGCCUCGCCGCCGUCGCCUUCGCCUGCGCGCGCUGGCCGUGGGACGCGAAUCCGGCCAUGGGCGCCAUCCACGGUGUCAUCAACAAGCUCGCGGGAACCACCGCGACGGGCUCCUCUGAGGUCCUGAUCUCCGCCGUGUCCGCGUGGGCGCUGCUGGCCGCCACCGUCGCCUACACGCCGUCGUCGUCCAUGACCCCGUGGCGUGGCCUCACCGAGCUCCUCGAUUCCGACGACCCCGCCGUGCUCUUGACCGCCGCCGAGGCGUUGGCCGUGUGCGCCGAGCGCAAUCUGACGGAGAUUGCAUCCUCCUCCUCGGCCGAGGACGUACAUGCUCUCAAGACCAAAGUGUCGAUCCUGGCCGCCGAGGCGAGAGGCCGUGGCGUGGACAAGAAGGCACACGCCAAGCAGACACGCCUGUUCGCGCAGAUUGACGACAUGAUGAAGCACGGAGCCCGCGGGCGCCCGAGGAAGGCGAUGCUGCGGACGAGCACGACGUCGACGAGCGGGGGCUGCCUGCUCGAGGCUCCCAGAUGGGCCAGGCGAGCCCAGCUCAAGUUCCUGACGCGGUUCCUCGGCGAUGGCUUCGGAACUCACAGCCGGUUCAACCCGCUCAUCCAUGAGGAUUCAGACUCCGACGACGACGAGUCAGGCUCCGACGACUGUGAGUCGGGCUCCGAUGACGACGGCUGUGAAUCAGAGUCCGAUGGCGAUGGCUCCGACUCGGGACCUGACGAUUGUGAGAGUGGCUCCGACGACCACGGCGACCCAGACUCGUGCUCCGCCGCCGCCUAUGAAGAAUUUCUUCUGACGGGUUUUUUUCUUGAUGGGACCGCCGGCGCCGAUGAAGAGUUUGUGAUGGUUGACCACGACGAGAACGAGGAGUUUGUGAUGGUUUAA
This is a messenger RNA of Brachypodium distachyon (stiff brome), 1152 nucleotides long. RefSeq lists its product as uncharacterized. The transcript is spliced from 2 exons. The record is from RefSeq and is a predicted model, not a curated record. Lineage: Eukaryota; Viridiplantae; Streptophyta; Magnoliopsida; Poales; Poaceae. The coding region runs from base 1 to 1152 and encodes 383 amino acids.